Molecule: messenger RNA, 4158 nt
Organism: Plectropomus leopardus (leopard coralgrouper)
Lineage: Eukaryota; Metazoa; Chordata; Actinopteri; Perciformes; Serranidae
Gene: rab4b
Product: RAB4B, member RAS oncogene family
Biological process (GO): Rab protein signal transduction
Molecular function (GO): GTP binding; GTPase activity
Source: RefSeq, a predicted model, not a curated record
AGCUAGGAAGGAGUCAACCUCUCAUCAUCAUAGUACCGUGAAGAGGUGUGAACCCAGCGAGCACACAGCCGUCACAGUACCAAGAGAACAUUAAAAAAACCCGGUUGAGUCCUUCAUACAGCGAGGGUCAACAUGUCUGAGACAUACGACUUCCUGUUUAAGUUCCUGGUGAUUGGCAGCGCUGGGACAGGGAAAUCCUGCCUCCUCCACCAGUUCAUUGAGAACAAGUUUAAACAGGACUCCAACCACACCAUUGGCGUGGAGUUUGGUUCCAGAGUGGUCAAUGUUGGUGGAAAGACAGUCAAACUGCAGAUCUGGGACACCGCUGGGCAGGAACGAUUCCGUUCUGUUACACGCAGCUACUACAGAGGAGCAGCUGGAGCACUCCUCGUUUAUGAUAUUACCAGUCGGGAGACAUACAACGCUCUAACCAACUGGUUGACAGAUGCUCGGACUCUGGCAAGCCCCAACAUUGUUAUUAUCCUGUGCGGCAACAAGAAAGACCUGGAUGCAGACAGAGAGGUGACCUUCCUGGAAGCGUCACGUUUUGCUCAAGAAAAUGAGCUGAUGUUCCUGGAGACAAGCGCUCUGACAGGGGAGAAUGUCGAGGAGGGUUUCCUCAAGUGCGCUCGCACCAUCCUCAACAAGAUAGAUUCAGGUGAGUUGGACCCGGAGAGGAUGGGUUCAGGUAUCCAGUAUGGAGAUGCUUCGUUAAGGCAGCUGCGACAGCCAAGAGGCACCACCACACAGAAUAAGCAGCAGUGUAAUUGCUAGGGGUCGGAGCCCCAUCCUCACUUCAGCCCACAGGCCCGCACAGACAGGACGCCCCCUACAGCUCCAGGUGUUUUUCGGUGUGUGGGACCGUCCUCUCUGCAGUCUCACACACCUUGGAUCACCUGGAUGAGUGGUCACUGCAACCCCUGACCCCUGACCUCUGGUAAGACUCUCUACUCCUAACCUGAGGGGGUGAGCUUUGUCCUUGUGUGUGGGCAGGGAAACCCCUCAGUGUGAACACGCUGGGAUCAUGAAGAAGAGUCUAAUUCUUAAAAAAAAGAUUUCUCAGUGACUUACCAGACAAGGCUGAGUCACGGGUUGUGCGUAUGGGUUGCCCUGCUGUUGUUUAAUUUCUUUGCUUCUCAUUCUGGUUUUAGUAACACCUACAUGCUUUUUUGUUUGCACAUCACUGUUUGUAAAUUAUUAUUGGUAAACAAUUUUAUUCAUAUUCAUUGUGCGACCUAUUUGGUUAUGAUUCAUGUUAAGUUUGGUCAGCGCUUUUGAGUUUCAAUAUUCGCAACUGCACUUGUUAAAAAUUACUUUUUUAUUAUCCAUUAAUUGAGUCGACUGUAUUUUUUCGUAAAAUCAGCCUGUCAUUGAUGGUGACUACGUGAUAAAAACGUAUCCUCUUAAAAGUAAAAUGAAGUCAACAUGCACAGAUUUUGUUUUAGAAAUUUUGUAGAUAUUUUGAAAUUCAGAUACAAUGUAAAUUUGUAAAGGUUUCUGCAGCUGUUGUCCAAUAUUUUUUCCUGAUCCAAAUGGAAAUAGAUGAUCAGUGAGUUUAAAGAUAUACUAUGCAGGAUUUUCCCAGAAAAAAACGUAAAGAGUCAUACAGAAGUAAUCCCUCUGAAUCAUCACAAAUGACCCACUUUCAGUGUGUGGCAGUGUAAUUUUUCUGCGGACUCUGAAGGCCCUCUGCCUUUGUUUUCUUAUUUUUAUCUCAAUUUCAGUGUGUGCACAUUGAUGGAUGUGUACCCAUUUUAAAGUAAUUGACAAUCCUGCAUAGUAUCCCUUUAAUUGUAGUUAAGAUUUUUAAAGUCAUACAGGUCCAAAUGUAGAGCCCAGUUCUUUUACCCGCUCUUACCCUUUUUCCACCAACAUUGAACUGGUUCCUUUCUGGUUCCCACACCUAAUUUUAACUGUUAAGAGCAUUUCGACCAAAAACAAAUUGGUUCAGAAGCUGAAAAGUUGGUUUGAAGCGGGAACCAAAAAAUUGCAGGUUUUCCGUGAUUUGAAGUGCAAACCGUGAUGACAGAAUGGAAAGAGCGGAUGGAGCAGGCAAUAAUGGAGAAGUAAAGUGAGAAAUUGUCGGGAAAUAAGUGAGAAAUGGUCUUUUUAAUAGUCGGUUCAUGCUUGUUUUGGGGGUCAAAACAAACAUCUGUAAUAACAGGACAAUAGUUUGUAGGGAAUCAGUGUAAUCUGUGAUUUUGCUUCUAUUGUUAAGUUCUGUUGUGCAUUGUGCAAGACCCUCUCUUGAUGACACGUCCUUGAUUUUAAUGGUUCCACACAAAACUGAUGGUUCGCUAGACAGCACCAAGGUUCCAGGAAUCCUAAACGGAACCAGUUCAAGAUCAAGAGACAAUGUAAUGGAAAAGGGGUAUCUGAGAUGUGUGUGACAUUGAGUCAUUUGACUUUUUGAUUUGCAUAAAAAUGCACUAUUAUGGCAUAAGUGUUGCCCUUCGUGAUAUACUUGAUAUUGUGGAUCUACAGUAUAUUAUUCUUCAUCAUAUCUCUAAACUGUCAAAGGGAACAGUCCAACCACUCCAUUCUAACAUAAAUGAGCCUGUGGGUUAAGUUAAAAGCACAAAAAAAAGAGUCUUUGCUCUUUAUUUUACUCCAAAGUUCCCAACAUCUGUAGAUUCACAUCAUCAGAUUUAGCCCAUAGUUAAGUCCCAGUGUCUCCGGUCCUGUCACAGUGUAAAGUUUAAGAAAGGGUCAUCAAUCUUUUCAAAACUAACAUUGCCUUUGACUCCUCCUGCUGGGCUUUUACUCCAUUUUUUUUUUUGACCUCCCUUUAAUUCACGCCGCACAAUCUGCGUUAGGGACGUCACAGGAAACCACAGUUGGUUUUGCCUCAGUGCCAUGUGUGGGGGAACUUUCAGCUGCCCACUCAGUUCCCUCACAGAGGCUUGGCACUGUUUCAGCAUGCAAGGCUGUAAAGGCACCUUGAUUAAAUUCAGGAAGCUGUUUUUAACCUCCAAGGUAGUUUUCACUUCUCUUUGUUGAAGCUGCUCCGCUACUAAAUGUCACCGAGUUUGCCGAGCCGACCCAGAUGUUUUCUCCUCAGAGCAGACCCUGUGUUGCCCCAGAGAGAAACAGGGAAUUUCCACUUGAACACGGUUUCCUCUUUCCAUGCAGCACUGACGGCAUGGUUUGUAGUGCUGCCGGAGGAGAAUGAGGUUGCGACUUAAUAACUUAAAAACAUCCCGCCCUGCUGUUGAGUCAACGGCACUGCUUCUGUCUGAACCACUGAGAGCAGGUCAUACUGACCCAGCCAAGAGGAGAUCAAAACUAACUGUCUGCAAAACUGUUUUCUGAUGUCUCAAGUGUUCGCAUACAUCCUCCCAGACAUACCGUAUGCGUUUUAAGCUCAAGUGAGCCAGCACACUGAAGGGAAAGAGUGCAAACAUGAGAUAGUAUAGUAUAUCAAGAGAGACAAAUGGUCAAAAAAAAUGUAGUUUUCAUAAAAUAUUGGCAUUGUGUGAUAGUUUUUCUCCUUCUGCAAGUGCACUUUUACUUUUGGAUUUUCAUGUUUUGUUUAUAUGCUGCAACUAUAGAAUUGUACAUUUUAUUUUACUUGAACAGUAUGCUGUAAUAAAGAUUUUAAUAGUAUAUGUUUAUCAUUUCUUACUAAAUAAAAACUGAGAUUGUUAAUCUGAUCUCUGCCGUAAUGAGGCAAGGCUGCUGUAGCGGUGACACCUCCUGCUGUCUGAGGUUUAGUUAGUCUGUUGCCCGCUGCUGACGUGGAGGUGGCGAUGAAAGGAUGUUCACUUCCUGAGCUGUAGGAGGCCGUCAGAAGCUCUGAUCUCUCGUGUUCGCAAGUUGGCAUUUAUACUCAGUUAUGGAGUCACAUAAAUGGUCGAGUGCUGUUAAAUCAGCGUGCAUUUAUCUGUAUGUAUUUAUUGUACAGUUCAUAUUAAGCACUCAUCAAAAUACCCAUACGAUAAACUUCCUUUCCUGUGUGGAUUCAAUCAUGUGAUGAACGCAAUCCAACUCAGUUGUUGCUUUGUAACUAAUGUUAUAUAAUCAACCCAAAAUACUACUGUACAUCUCAAGUAACCGCUGCUGUAAAUAAGAUUUGUCUAUUGUCCAUUGAGGGUGAGUGUUGCUCAUUGAUUGUAAUGAAUAUGCAAUUCCCAGUAAACUGCUUGUUUUUUCAGUUAA